This is a messenger RNA of Fimicolochytrium jonesii, 1219 nucleotides long. RefSeq names its product S-adenosyl-L-methionine-dependent methyltransferase. Gene Ontology annotation, cellular component: mitochondrion. Bases 178 to 1185 code for a protein of 335 amino acids. Gene Ontology annotation, biological process: mitochondrial respiratory chain complex I assembly. Gene Ontology annotation, molecular function: S-adenosylmethionine-dependent methyltransferase activity. Lineage: Eukaryota; Fungi; Chytridiomycota; Chytridiomycetes; Spizellomycetales; Powellomycetaceae. The record is from RefSeq and is a predicted model, not a curated record. The transcript has 10 exons.
CGUAACGCGUGCAUCAAAAAGGCCGUCUGUUUUUCCCCAGGUUGUUCCCCCAAAAAGAGCAUCGGCAAUUUGGCACAUUUUGACAUUUUCAGGCUCAACCCUGCGGAACUUGCGCUUUCCGAGACCAAUAGUCGUCGUCACACCAGGUCUCCCGUCGUUUUCCGACUUCACGGCAACAUGCGAAGAGCUUGUCCGCGAUCUGUCACCCCGUUGCUUCCCCUAUGGCGACUUCCACGGCAAGGGAGAGCCGCCUUUGCGACCGCCUCCGCUUUGCCGCCAACUCAGCAGAUUUUUAAUCGGUCAGUCAAGAAGUUGCAAAGAGACAGGGCCGCUCUAAGACCGGAAAGUCGAGAUGUUGACUACAUCCGAGACGAAGUCGCGGACCGUGUCGUGGACCGCCUGCUGGACAUCAAACGGCGCUUCUCGAAAGUCGUGGACUUGGGUUCCGGAGCGGGUCAUAUCGUGAAGUUUGCGGAGAAGGACAUGAUGGACAAAUUGAUCAUGUUCGACAUGUCAGAAAAGAUGUUGUAUCGGGAUAAAGAUGUAAAAUACGAAGUUCCGGUUGAGAGGAUAGUCGGAGACGAAGAAUGGCUUCCAUUCGAGGAAAACAGUCUGGACGCCGUCAUCAGCAGCUUGAGCUUGAACUGGGUGAACGACAUUCCAGGGACGCUGAUACAAAUUCAGCGCGCGCUGAAGCCGGAUGGACUGUUUAUCGGCGCUAUGUUUGGGGGUGAAACGCUCUUUGAGCUAAGAACAGCGUUGCAGUUGGCUGAGAUCGAUCGGGAAGGUGGCGUUUCGCCACAUAUAUCGCCUAUGACCGAUAGUCGAGAUGUCGCCGCUCUACUUCAGAGAGCCAAGUAUAACUUGAUCACCGUUGAUGUCGAUGAGAUUGCCGUAAGCUACCCAUCGAUGUUCGAGCUUAUGGAUGAUUUAAGGGCGAUGGGAGAAAGCAACGCCAUAAUGGCAAGGAAACCUUUCCUUUCCCGAGACACUCUCCUAGCGGCUGCUGCCGCGUACAAGGGAAUCUAUGGCCAAGAGGAUGGCUCAAUACCGGCCACAUUUCAAAUAAUAUACAUGAUUGGAUGGAAGCCUGAUCCAUCACAGCCGAAGCCUUUACCACGAGGUUCUCAAGAAGUCUCCUUCAAGUCUUUAGAGCAAGGAGGGAAGGUACCCUCAAAGAAGUGAACAAGCCAUUAUAUACAUACUGCAUCUCCAGCAU